Synchiropus splendidus (mandarinfish) is the source of this 3000-nucleotide messenger RNA. RefSeq names its product PWP2 small subunit processome component (gene pwp2h). The coding region runs from base 129 to 2885 and encodes 918 amino acids. Gene Ontology annotation, molecular function: protein binding. Gene Ontology annotation, biological process: maturation of SSU-rRNA from tricistronic rRNA transcript (SSU-rRNA, 5.8S rRNA, LSU-rRNA); ribosomal small subunit assembly. Gene Ontology annotation, cellular component: Pwp2p-containing subcomplex of 90S preribosome; small-subunit processome. The record is from RefSeq and is a predicted model, not a curated record. Lineage: Eukaryota; Metazoa; Chordata; Actinopteri; Syngnathiformes; Callionymidae. The transcript is spliced from 21 exons.
GUGACAACAAAAUGCAGACACGUGUGGAGUAGAAGCGUGUGUGUUAUUGAGCGAGCGUUUGUAAAAUAAUAUUGUUAUUACAGUUAUUAGCUAAACAAAUGCUUUAGCUUUCGGGAAUUCAUUUCAACAUGAAGUUUGCCUACAAGUUUUCGAAUCUACUUGGUGCUGUCUACCGCCAAGGGAAUUUAAAUUUUUCCAGAGAUGGCAACGCUGUGAUCAGUCCGGUUGGAAACAGACUUUCAAUCUUUGACUUGAAAAACAACACAUCCGAAACACUACCCAUCUCUACAACUAAGAACAUCACCUGUGUGGGUCUCUCUCCUGACGGGAAUUUGGCCAUUGUUGUCGAUGAAGAUGGUGCUGCAGUGCUGGUCAGUCUUAUCACCCGAGCCAUCCUGCAUCAUUUCCACUUCCACAGACCUGUGAACAGCAUCCGCUUCUCACCCGAUGGCAGGAAAUUUGUUGUGACGAAGGAAAAUGCGACGUUGUUGUACCAUGCUCCUGGAAAACGAAGGGAAUUUAACGCUUUUGUUCUUGAUAAAAGCUACUUCGGCCCGUACGACGAAACAACAUGCAUCGAUUGGACAGAUGACUCCAAGUGUUUUGCUGUGGGCAGCAAAGACAUGUCAACAUGGAUCUUCGGUGCAGAGCGCUGGGUCAACCUCAUCUACUACUCCUUAGGUGGACACAAGGACGUUGUGGUGGGAUGUUUCUUUGAGAAGGACAGUCUGGAUUUGUACACUGUAAGCCAGGAUGGGGUGCUCUGCAUCUGGGAGUGUGACACUGACCCAGAAGGGCUUUAUCUGAAGAAGAGUAGGGAAAAACCAAAGAUGCCUACUGAAGAGGAGGAGGAAGAGGAUGAAAGCAGGGUUGAGGGAGAAGAAGGAGAGGUCAUCAGGGGUAAAACAGGGUCCUUGAAAGAGAAGGAGAAGGAGAAGAGAAAGAGCGUCAGAUACAAGCAGACAAGCAAACACUUCUUCAACAAAGAAGGCGACUUCAACAACCUGACUGCUGCAGCCUUCCACAAAUCCACUCACAUUUUAGUCACCGGUUUCGCCUCUGGAAUCUUCCACUUGCAUGAACUUCCUGAGUUUAAUCUCAUUCACUCACUCAGUAUUUCAGAUCGCAGAAUCUCCUCUGUAGCUGUGAACUGCUCUGGAGACUGGAUCAGCUUUGGAUGUUCAGGGAUGGGUCAGCUGCUGGUGUGGGAGUGGCAGAGCGAGUCGUACGUCUUCAAGCAGCAGGGACACUUCAACAAUAUGGCGUCUCUGGCUUACUCACCUGACGGACAGUACAUCGCUACAGGAGGAGACGAUGGCAAAGUCAAAGUGUGGAACACCAACAGUUGCCUUUGCUUCGUCACCUUCACAGAGCAUACCAGCAGCAUCACCAAUGUCACGUUCACCUCCAGCGGAUUCGUCGUAGUCAGCGCUUCCCUGGAUGGGACUGUUAGAGCUUAUGACCUGCACAGGUAUCGAAACUUUCGGACGUUCACGUCACCCCGGCCAGCGCAGUUUUCAUCGCUUGCAGUUGAUGUGAGCGGAGAGCUUGUCAGCGCUGGAGCCCAGGAUUCUUUUGAGAUCUUUCUGUGGUCCAUGCAGACUGGCCGAUUAUUGGAGGUGCUUGGAGGCCAUGAAGGUCCUGUGAGCUGCCUGUGUUUCAGUCCAGUCCAGUCUAUCUUAGCCAGUGCUUCGUGGGAUCGCACCGUCAAGUUGUGGGACAUGAAGGACAGCUGGCAGGUGAAGGAAUCCCUCCCUCAAUGUGCAGAUGCUUUGUGUGUGUCCUACCGCCCCGAUGGUCAACAGCUGGCAGUGGCAACCCUUAAUGGUGAAAUCUCCUUUUGGGACCCAAGCACAGCGACACAGACUAACUCGGUGUCUGGGCGCCACGACCUGGCAACAGGGCGCAAAGAAACAGACAAAAUCACGGCAAAACACUCUGCAAAGGGCAAGUCCUUUACGUCUCUGUGCUACUCAGCUGACGGGGAGUCAGUACUUGCCGCAGGGCAGUCCAAAUUUGUCUGCAUCUACAACGUCAAGGAGCAGAUGCUCAUCAAGAAGUUUGAAAUUUCCUGUAACUUGUCAUUCGACGGCAUGGAGGAGUUCCUAGAUAGAAGGAAGAUGACGGAGUUUGGCAGCCUUGCUCUGGUGGAUGAAGGAGCUGGUGAUGAAGAUGCCGUCAACAUCAGUCUUCCAGGAGUACGCAGGGGUGAUAUGAGUUCACGUCAUUUUAAGCCCGAGAUCAGGGUCAGCUCACUGCGCUUCUCUCCCACUGGUCGGAGCUGGGCUGCAACCACCACCGAGGGUCUGCUGAUAUAUUCCCUGGACAGUUCGAUGGUUUUCGAUCCAUAUGACCUGGACCUGGAUGUGACCCCUGCUAGCAUACGCAAACAACUGCAGCUGGAAGACUGGGCAUCCGCCAUAAUCCUUGCCUUCCGACUGAACGAGAAACCGCUCACGCUCCAAGUGUUAGAGUCUGUGCCGCAUGAGCAAAUUCCUGUGGUUUGUGGCUCCAUCCCUGAUAUUUACGUCGAGAAACUGCUCGGCUUUCUGGCCACCUGCUUGGAGAAGUCGGGUCACCUGCAGUUCUACUUGACCUGGGCGCAGAACUUGCUCAUGCUGAAUGGGCAGAAACUGAAGAACAGGUCUGGAGCCAUCAUGCCUACACUGCAGGCGCUACAGAAGAGCAUCCAGAAACAUUAUGACGACCUGUCCAAACUGUGUGACUUCAACAUGUACACCAUCCGCUAUGCUGUCGCUCUGUCCAAGCAGAGGGGGAUGAAGAGGGCAGCUGAGGAGAACGAUGAGGACAGUAAUGAUGAGGAUGAGCAGGAGGAAGAAGUGAUGAGCGAAGCAUCAUUGGAGGGUGCAGAUAUGAUUUUGUAAUUUGCAGGGCAAUCUUCAUUCCUCAUCUUUUAAAACCUAACUAUGGGCUUUGCAACUGUCAUACAGAAUGUCUGUAAACUGUUUUUUUUUUAAUUAAAAGUAAAUGUUUGUUUCA